Molecule: messenger RNA, 870 nt
Organism: Mollisia scopiformis
Lineage: Eukaryota; Fungi; Ascomycota; Leotiomycetes; Helotiales; Mollisiaceae
Exons: 2
Coding region: 162-674 (170 amino acids)
Source: RefSeq, a predicted model, not a curated record
GAUGCUUUUUGUCAUGUCUGGCCUAGUCUGGUAAAUACCUGUCAGCUUGGGGAUCCUAGCUGAUGGUUUGGUUUCGGACGUCCGAUCAGCCUCAUGUUUUCCUUAUUUAUAGACUUCAUGUGCCCUCUUCACGUUAUUUUCUUAAAUCUCAUUCAGUCAUCAUGCGUUUCUUGUCAAUCCUGUCACUCGCGAUUGCGGCUUCGUCGGCCCAAGCCAGCACUUUCCCGGGUUAUUCUUUCACCACGGAACCAACAUCUGAAAUCAAGAACGUGCUGUCGCAUUACUGCAUUAUUCUUGACACCAAGACAUACUCAGAUCUGUCUAAAGUUUAUACCUCUGAUGCCGUUGCGGAUUUCACCACGAUUGGACUGGGUGUCCUCAAAGGGCUACCGGCUAUUGAGACAGCGAUGAAUGCGUCUCUGUUUGGAAUUCCAACUCAACAUGGAAUGACCACAAGCUAUGUUUCAGAUAUUUCUGAGAAAAGUGCAAAUGCCACUUCAUACUACACGCUUCAACAAUUUGGCACAGGAAAUAACACUGGCCAGCUUUUCACUGUUUGGGGGAAGUGGGUGGACGAGCUUGUGUAUGACAACAGCACGUGGAAAGUCAAGAACAGACAGGUCGUUGCUAUGGGUGGACCGUUGAUUGGAAACUUCAUCGUUCCGACACAUUGAGAGAGAUCGACGGAAGUGGCGUUGGGCUCGUGUUGAUGAGCACAAAGUAAUAUAAUUAUAAUACAACACUCCAAGUUGUGGCAACGACGGCCAAAGCACAUACUAGCCGAAGCUAUGUGAUAAACUUGAUGCAAAGUAUGGAGACACUGCCCUGGAGAGAAUGAGCUUCACGUGAAAAUCAAACUUACUGGUGAGC